Molecule: messenger RNA, 1050 nt
Organism: Blastocystis hominis
Lineage: Eukaryota; Bigyra; Opalinata; Blastocystidae
Exons: 5
Coding region: 1-1050 (349 amino acids)
Biological process (GO): proteolysis
Molecular function (GO): serine-type endopeptidase activity
Source: RefSeq, a predicted model, not a curated record
AUGGUGAAGAGUUCUCUCGCUCGCCCUCUUCUUCCUCUCGCGAAUCUCCUUUCCCAGAAGGAUAUUCUCUCUGUAUCAUUGAAACCCAAGUGGAAACUUCACCAUUUGCGCCAACUCAAUGAUUAUGCUCAGCAGUCCUUGGCAGAUGGUUAUUAUGACGCAUCUGGCGAGUCGUCAAAGAUCUACAAACUCCAUAAUCUGAACGGUCGAAACGUGCUCGUUGGAGUGGGUGAUUCUGGGAUCGAUUGGAAAAGCACUUAUUUCUACGACCCCGAUCAUUCAGUGAAGAGAGCCGAGAGUGGGUCUUCCGAUCAUCGAAAGAUCUCUCUGUAUGUUCCUCUCUUUGGAAAAGAUGAGACUUCGACGGAUGGCCACGGCACGCACGUGUGUGGAACGAUCGCCGGAAAGGCGUAUGACAGCAGCAACAGCUCAGAUGCUCUGUACAAUGGAAUCGCCGAGGAAGCGAAGUUGCUGUUUGUCGAUUUGGAAGAUAACGACGGAUAUUUAUAUCUUCCCAAGAAUAUAUAUGAUGACUACUACAUGAAAUACUUAUACAACAAUGAUGUUCGAAUAAGUUCGAAUUCUUGGGGAUCUAGAGAUGAGUUUUUUUAUGACUCAUUCUGUGUUCAGACGGAUGAGUUCGUUUGGGAUCAUGACGAUAUGCUCAUUCUAUUCGCAGCUGGCAAUGAAGGAGAAGGAGGGUUAUUUGGAUCGGUGACAUCACCCGCCCUUUCUAAGAACGUGAUUACUGUCGGAGCGACGCAUUCCGAGCGAAAUCAUGACGGAAAGAACUACAUCACGUAUUUCUCUUCGCGCGGAAGGCCAACACGACAUACUAUCAAGCCCGAUAUUGUGGCUCCAGGCGAGCAAUUCUCAGCCAAGUCUCUGAGUAAAGAGGAUUGCGGAUUGAACUGCGAUAACCAUGGCGGUGUGGUGGAGAUGCCUGGAACUUCGAUGGCCACACCCGCUGUGGCUGGAAUCGUGGCUUUGAUCACGCAAUAUCUGAAGGAGAAGAGUUAUCAUAAUCGUGAGAAUGGGGUUUUUAAAUGA